UUUCGCUCAAUUCGCUCCUACUCUCUCUCUCUCUCUCUCUCUCUCUCUGUGCCUGUAUACUAGUGCAGAAUCCAUGGGGGAUCAAGCAUCGAACCAAUCGAUAAUGGAGUCGAAGCCGCUGCACCCGCUCUGCCAGAUCGCACAGACCCCGACCCACAAGCUCCUCCUCAAGCAGUGGCUCAAGGAGGAGGAGCUCAUACUCUCCCGCAUCUCCCUCAAGGAGACCCAGAUCGACUCCGUCCGCAGCGACAUCACCCACCUCCACAUCUCCUUCUUCCUCUUCCACUCCCUCUCCCUCCUCCUCCUCUUCUCCAUCCCCCGGGGCGAGGGGGACGCCGCGUGCCGCCGGUCCUGGAUGCCCUCGCUGUGCUCGCUCGCCCUCUCGCUCGGCAUCGCCUGGGCCGUCAGGUACAAGACCGACGUGGAGGCCCACCUGGAGAAGUUGCUGGCGAGGGAGAAGGAGGACGCCAAGCUGCUGGGGAAGUGCGUGGAGGAGCUGAAGAAGAAGGGCGUCGAGUUCGAUCUGUUGAAGGAGGUCGACGCGCUGCGGAGGGCCAAGAGCCUGCGCGUGGAGGCUAAGCCGGUGAGGAAGUGGUCGGCGAGGGACUUCGUGACUCUGUUCUUCUUCGCCGUGUCGUGCCUUGUGCUGGGGUUGAUGAGGGUCAUACUUUGCGAUUAGGAAAUUUCUGCAGUGUCUUAGUAAGGUGUCCUUUAGUUUUUUUUUUUGGACGGGUCACACUUUGCCAAAUUUCGUUGGAAUUGGAUGUUGGGCAUAUGCAGAAUAUGCUAUUCUGCUUUUGUAAUAUGCAUUCAUAUGAGAAGUUGAAUAAGCAUUUACCCAGAUCCUUUCUUUU
Molecule: messenger RNA, 854 nt
Organism: Syzygium oleosum
Lineage: Eukaryota; Viridiplantae; Streptophyta; Magnoliopsida; Myrtales; Myrtaceae
Exons: 1
Coding region: 74-679 (201 amino acids)
Source: RefSeq, a predicted model, not a curated record